AUGGCCCGCUGCUACGGUAACCAAAACUACGGAGUACCUGUUUCAAGAAAACCUAUUCCGGUGCUAGAAAUGAUGUUCAACACCGUUCCCGCUUCUUCGAAUGAUCUCCGCCAAUUCGGUUACAUCUCAUGA
Parastagonospora nodorum SN15 is the source of this 132-nucleotide messenger RNA. RefSeq lists its product as hypothetical. The transcript has 2 exons. NCBI's taxonomy places the organism in Eukaryota, Fungi, Ascomycota, Dothideomycetes, Pleosporales, Phaeosphaeriaceae. Bases 1 to 132 code for a protein of 43 amino acids. The record is from RefSeq and is a predicted model, not a curated record.